GUGAGCCUGUCUGCGGUCUGCAUCCACACGGAAAGGCAUUGCAGCUAGCACCCUGAACAAACCAGAAAAACAGCCCUCCUCUGCUUAGGAGCCCAAGGCAGCAGGGUCCCACCCGCAUCUACCUUUCAGGAGCAAGGUCAGCUAACCAAAGCCAGAGUGCUUCCACUCUCUGGCUUCGCCCCUCCCCUCCAGGUCAGCCACCCCAGGCCUAUCUGGCGCCGCCCGAGGUCUACACGCCGCGCCUGGUGGGUGGAGUGUGAGCGGAGUAGUCUCCCUAUGCUGGACUUUGCACCCUUAAGUGCUUGAGUCCUGCCUCUCAGCGGAGCCUCGGUCUUCUGCGCUGCCAUGGAAGGGUCCAGAACCCCAUCACCCCGGGAAGAACUGGAGCUCUCAACGCUGGAGGAGCAGCAGGAAGCGCAGCAGGAAGAGCUGACACCUCUCAACAACAGCCUCCAGAUCCAACCUUACUCGGUCGAGGACCCUAGCCCAGCCCAGGCAGACAAGGAAAGCCCCUGGAGUCCCUGCAACAGGAGUGUGGUUGGAAAAUGUAAACUGUGGAUGGUCAUUGUCACCAUAUUCUUGUGUUUCACUAUAGUGAUCAUUAUAAGCCUAUGCCUUGUAGGAGUGACGUAUAUCGAUGAAGAUGAAAAUGAAAUUCUCGAAUUAUCAUCAAACAAAACAUUCUUCAUUAUGCUCAAGAUUCCAGAGGAGUGUGCUAAUGAAGAGGAAUUGCAUCACUUGCUCACUAAAAGGCUCACGGACACGUAUAGACAGUCCCCAGCUCUGAGUCGUUUUUUCACUUCUGCUGAUAUCUUGGAUUUCAGUGUUGAAAAUGCCACGGUAACCUAUCACUUGCAAUUUGGAGUUCCAUCUGAAGACGAUGACUUUAUGAAGUACAUGAUGAGCGAAGAGUUGGUGCUCGGCAUCAUGCGACAGAGUUUCCACGAUAAGACUGUAUCUACUUGUGAGAGUCUCGGGCUUGACCCAGAAUCUCUCUUGCUCUAUGAAUGAAGUGAUGGGGGUUGGUCUGCGUCAGAAAGCAGUGCUCUGCUGAGUCCCAGACUGAAGACAAUUCAGAAGCAUAUCUAGCAGUGACCAGAAGAGGGAGACAGUCUUCCCACUGACUCUAUGUGGAUGUGAAGGCUGGGUCCAUUGGCAGUUUUUGAGAGCUGUCGCAGCUGGGUUCAGGAGCUAGAGGUCUGGGGUGAAUCUAAGAUCUCACCACAUGAGAUUCCCACUGCCUUUGAAGCACUAGCUGCUUCUACUAGCACAUGGAUGCUUUUCCUGUGUUGCAAAGAUAAGUAUCUGGCUUUGUUUUAGGCAGGUUCUGUUAACCCCAGCUGAUGGGGUGAGUCAAAGCUGUAAGGAUAGCCAGGGGAAGGAGGGAGAAUGGGCCAGCUGUUCACUGAAGCCCUCUCCCCACUCACAAUUAUAUCUGAUGGACCCCUGAGCCAGGGCAAGAGGAAAAGGAAGGCAACUCCAGACCUAUGGAGUAUAGCUCUUCAUCUACCUCCACCACCUGACAGCUGAGCUCAGUCAGGCAUAUUGCGAAGUUUUACAUAGAGAAAGAUGAUUGAUGUGUCUUAAUUGUGUCUCAUCUCUGCAUCGCUUCUGAGAUGACUCUGUAUCUCUCUCUUUUUUUUUUUUUGAAAACAUAUGUUUCUGAGUUUUGGGUAAGGUGCCAUCUUUUAAGAUUGCCACCCAUGUGGGUUAUUAUUAUUAUUAUUAUUAUUAUUAUUAUUAUUAUUAUUAUAAAAGUCAUCAAAGGAUCAUUAAGACUGCUUAAAUUUCUGCUAUUGAUACCACACACUGGCUUUGUGUUGCCUGGUAUCACCAGCCUUCCUGCAGGACUCAAUUUCUUGAGAUGUUUGUGUGUCUUCCUACAGAUGAUCACUAAGCCGAGAAUUUCUGUCCUUUUGAAAUUGUCCAAAACAGUGUGCAAGUCCCUUGGAGGGCCAGAAGGAAGCUAGUGACUGUAUCAGUCACCUAUGGAUAUAGAUUGCCUGUCAUAAGAGAACAGAAUAUUUGUUUUGUUGGGGAAAUUGCCUUCCUGGAAGUUUUCUGGGAGAGUUAGUUUCAUUGUUGUAUAAUGAGAAAUUCCCUAGUCUGAUACCUCAGAUAGAUGAGCCAUGGAUACAGGUCACAAUGGCAGGCAGCUGUGUAUGAGUAUGUGUCAAUUGUAGGGUUCUGAACAAUGUGAACUUGCUUUCUUAUUUAACUACUAUAUUCUAUAGUAAUAUAGUAUAAUGAUAAUUGCUGCAUUGUAAAUUAUUGGUUUCACUUUCAGGAUAGUUCUUUGAAUUCCUGUUUUCUUUUUCCCUUUUUUAUUUUAUUUUUUACAUGUUAACUGUGAAGUUUGGUGUGCCUUUACUUUUUUCUAAAGUAACAAGGAAUUUUAAUAUAUAAUGAUCUAAAAACAUUUAAAAUAAAUUAUUUUUGCAACUG
Molecule: messenger RNA, 2445 nt
Organism: Mastomys coucha (southern multimammate mouse)
Lineage: Eukaryota; Metazoa; Chordata; Mammalia; Rodentia; Muridae
Gene: CUNH3orf52
Product: chromosome unknown C3orf52 homolog
Exons: 6
Coding region: 346-1011 (221 amino acids)
Source: RefSeq, a predicted model, not a curated record